CCCGGGGACCCGGCCAUGGAGGAGGACGCGGGAGCCGCCGGCGCGGCGCUGGAGCCGGAGCCCGAGCCCGCGUCGGAGCCCGAGGUGGGCGCCGGCAUGUCCGAGGCGUUCUCCCGGCUCUGGACCGACGUGAUGGGCAUUCUGGACGGCUCCCUGGGAAACAUCGAUGACUUGGCUCAGCAGUAUGCAGAUUACUACAAUACCUGCUUCUCCGAUGUGUGUGAGAGGAUGGAGGAGCUGCGGAAACGGCGCGUUUCCCAGGACCUGGACGUGCUCUUUGUGGGUGUAUACCGAGAAGCAGAAUUCCUGGAACAUAAGGAGAAACCCGAAGCCAGCCCCACGUCACUUCAGCUGCGGUCCCAGAUCGAAGAGUCGCUUGGCUUCUGUAGCGCCGUGUCAACACCAGAAGUGGAAAGAAAGAAUCCUCUCCAUAAGUCAAACUCAGAAGACAGCUCCGUAGGAAAGGGAGAUUGGAAGAAGAAAAAUAAGUAUUUCUGGCAGAACUUCCGAAAGAAUCAGAAAGGAAUAAUGAGACAGACUUCAAAAGGAGAAGAUGUGGGUUACGUUGCAAGCGAGAUAACAAUGAGUGAUGAGGAACGGAUUCAGUUGAUGAUGAUGGUCAAGGAAAAGAUGAUCACCAUCGAAGAAGCACUUGCUCGGCUCAAGGAGUACGAGGCCCAACACCGGCAGUCCACUGCCUUGGACCCCGCUGACUGGCCAGAUGGUUCUUACCCAACGUUUGACGGCUCAUCAAACUGCAAUUCAAGAGAACAGUCGGAGGAUGAGACCGAGGAGUCGGUGAAGUUUAAGAGGUUACACAAGCUGGUAAACUCCACUCGCAGAGUGAGAAAGAAACUCAUCAGGGUGGAAGAAAUGAAAAAGCCCAGCACAGAAGGCGGGGAGGAACAGGUGUUUGAGAAUUCCCCGGUCCCAGAUGAAAGGUCCGCCCUGUACUCCGGUGUGCACAAGAAGCCCUUUUUCUUUGAUGCUUCUCCUGAGAAACCCCCAGAAGAUGACUCAGACUCUCUCACGACUUCUCCAUCAUCCAGUAGCCUGGACACCUGGGGUGCCGGCCGCAAACUGGUCAAAACCUUCAGCAAAGGAGAGAGCCGGGGCCUGAUCAAGCCCGCCAAGAAGAUGGGGACAUUCUUCUCGUACCCGGAAGACGACAAGGCCCAGAAGGUGUCCCGCUCCCUCACCGAGGGGGAGAUGAAGAAGGGGCUCGGGUCCCUGAGCCACGGGAGAACCUGCAGUUUUGGAGGAUUUGACUUGACAAAUCGUUCUCUGCACAUUGGCAGUAAUAAUUCGGACCCAAUGGGUAAAGAAGGCGAUUUUGUAUAUAAAGAAGUAAUCAAAUCACCCACUGCCUCCCGAAUCUCUCUUGGAAAAAAGGUGAAAUCCGUGAAAGAGACAAUGAGGAAGAGAAUGUCUAAAAAAUAUAGCAGCUCUGUCUCUGAGCAGGAUUCAGGCCUUGAUGGGAUGCCAGGCUCCCCUCCGUCCUCUCAACCUGACAGCGAACACAUGGACAAGCCCAAGCUCAAAGCUGGAGGUUCUGUGGAGAGUCUGCGGAGUUCUCUGAGCGGUCAAAGCUCGAUGAGUGGUCAGACAGUGAGCACCACCGAUUCCUCGACCAGCAAUAGGGAGAGUGUCAAGUCGGAAGAUGGUGAUGACGAGGAGCCCCCAUACCGGGGCCCGUUCUGCGGGCGCGCCAGGGUGCACACCGACUUCACACCCAGCCCCUAUGACACGGACUCUCUCAAGCUCAAGAAAGGAGACAUCAUUGAUAUAAUCAGCAAACCCCCCAUGGGCACCUGGAUGGGCCUGCUGAACAACAAGGUGGGCACGUUCAAAUUCAUCUACGUGGAUGUGCUCAACGAGGAAGAGGAGAAGCCCAAACGUGCCACCAGGAGGAGGAGGAAAGGGAGACCCCCCCAGCCCAAGUCGGUGGAGGACCUCCUGGAUCGGAUCAACCUCAAAGAGCACAUGCCCACCUUCCUGUUCAAUGGCUAUGAAGAUCUGGACACCUUUAAGCUCCUGGAGGAGGAGGACUUGGACGAGUUAAAUAUCAGGGACCCGGAGCACAGAGCUGUUCUCUUGACGGCAGUGGAGCUGUUACAGGAAUAUGACAGUAACAGCGACCAGUCUGGAUCCCAGGAGAAGCUGCUUGUUGACAGCCAGGGCUUGAGCGGAUGCUCUCCACGAGACUCAGGAUGCUAUGAAAGCAGUGAGAACUUGGAAAACGGCAAAACUCGGAAAACAGGCCUCUCUGCCAAGUCAUCAACCGAGUCCAGCCUGAAGUCUUUCAACAGGAACCAGCUGGGCAACUACCCAACCUUGCCUUUGACGAAGUCAGUGGACGCUCUGAAGCAGGGAGGGGAGGGGAGGCUGGGCGGUGGUCUCACCCCUCUGGCCUCCAAGAGCUGUGAUCCCCCGUGUGUGACUGAUUUGAAUAAAAACCGAAGGAGUCUCCCCGUUUCCAUCUGCCGGAGCUGUGAGACCCUGGAGGGCCCCCAGACCGUGGAGACUUGGCCCCGGUCCCACUCCCUGGACGACCUUCAAGGAGAGCCCGAGAAAGACGUGCCUGGCGAGGUGACAGGACCUUGCCCUCAGACUGUACCUGAAGUGCCACAAAAGACAGCCCCCUGCGUCACAACGGUUCCGGGCCCCAAACGAGAGUCUGCUGUUGACGAUGCAUUGCUACUGACCCAAAGCAAGAGAUUUUCUGAACCUCAGAAAACGACUACUAAGAAACUGGAUGGCCCGACGGGGCCCUUUUCACGGGGUACAUCCCCCCCUCCGUGUUUGCCCAAAACCUUUGACGCCCAACCGCCUGCCGUUAAACCCAGUUUAACACGGACGCCUGUGGAGGGUCACAGGAAAGGACUCGAUUUCGAAGGGACACAUCACCCCGCGGGCACCAAAGAAGGCCUGGAUGCUGAGCAGAGGGGCCCCGAGGCCAGAACGCAGGCUAAACCUCCCGUCCAGCCUCCGCCCGUUCCCGCCAAGAAGAGCAGGGAGCGCCUCGCCAACGGGCUGCAUCCUGUCCCUCCUGGUCCCCCCGGCGGCCCCGGCCCCGACGCACCGGGCCUGCCGCUUAAAAAGGGCAGCCCCGGCGGCCCCAGUGACUGUCCCCCGGCAGCGGCGGUGGCCAGGCCUCCCCCGGGGCCGGAGCCGGGCAGCCCGCCGAGCACCAGGCCACCACCCUGGCUGUCGGAGCUGCCCGAGAGCGCCAGCCUCCAGGAACACGGCGUGCGGCUCGGGCCCGCGCUGGCCAGGAAGGUCUCCUGCGCCCGCGGGCUGGACCUGGAAAUGCUGACCGAGAACAAGCUGCGGGCGGAAGGCAUUGAUCUCACCGAGGAGCCCUAUUCUGAUAAGCACGGCCGCUGUGGGAUUCCUGAGGCCCUGGUACAGAGGUAUGCAGAAGACUUAGACCAGCCGGAAAGGGAUGUCGCCACCAACAUGGACCAGAUCCGUGUCAAGCUGCUUCGGAAGCAGCAUCGCAUGGCGAUCCCAAGCGGCGGACUCACAGAAAUCUGCAGGAAGCCGCUGUCUCCUGGCUGCGUGUCGUCCGUGUCGGAUUGGCUGAUUUCCAUCGGUCUGCCCAUGUAUGCCAGCGCCCUCUCUGAGGCGGGCUUUAGCACCCUGGGCCAAGUGCCUUCUCUGUCCCACACUUGCCUUCAGGAGGCUGGCAUCACAGAGGAGAGACACAUAAGCAAGCUCGUGUCUGCAGCCAGACUCUUCAAACUGCCACCAGGCCCCGAGGCCAUGUAGCCAGGCCUGAGAUGGGCCUGCCUGGACAAGAGCCACCCGUUCACUGUGUUCAUGAUGCUGAUGCAAUUCCUCCCUGGCUGGCCAUGUAGACCAGACCCAGGAGAAAGGCCCAGUGUGUUGCCAGCAGAACUCGGAAUCUUGGCACGGGACUGAUGACCUUCUCUUCUCCAGAAAAGCCCCCCUCCGGGAAAUUGGUGUGGUUCUCUGUGACCCCCCCCAAAGAAAAGACAAGCACUUAGUUUUGUUUUCAGGAUACAGGAGAACCAAGAUGCUGACUUGCCACAAAUGCUUUGCCCACAGCCUGUCUUGGUGCGCUGGGCGAGGGCAGAGGACAGGGGGAGAGGCUGCCUGUCCCGUUUCUCAGCAUGCUCCUCACCCUUCCGUCACCCUGCAGGGUUCCUGAGGCCCAGACGGGCUUUAGCCAGGCCAAAGUAACAGCCUCGGGAGUGAUUGUACACUAUUGACCAGGCUCAUGUGUUCAAAAGUAAGAAAAUCUGGCUGCACUGGAAAAAGAAAGCCCUAUUCUCCUUUAGGUAAACAAGAGACGUUUUAAUAAUUGCUUUCUAGCAAAUCAGCAUUUAUUUGCCUUAACGUAAGCUUUUAAGCAGUUAUCUAACCUAGUGUUCACUACCUUGUAACCGUAGUUCCAGAUCCUCAGCUUAGACUGCCAUCUAACGUAUGUGGGAUGUUUCCAACAGAAAUGGGCUUUUCUAAUUGUCUCACUCUGAUGUGGCUUAUUUUAUAGGGGUGUUUAUCAGGCCAGACUCAUGUUGACUUUCAGAUUUUAAACUAACUACAAAUCUGGUAAAAAGCUCGCUGAAAUUCACAAGAUGUCAUGUGUGAGGGUAUGUUUGUGUGUUUGAGGUUAUGAUCUUUCAUUUUAAUCAGUUUAGUGUUAACAUGUUGGUCACUGUGCUGCAGUAUUGACUUGGAAUCUUGACCAUGUCCAUUCCAAAAUCGGUCAUUGGGUAACAGAUCACCUUUGCAAAAAGUCAUUGUAAGUUGAAUAUUUAAGGAAGAUGUUCUUUAAAGGGACAUAGUGUGUAAGAUAUUUUAAAAGAUUUUUUUCUUGGUUUUACAGUUAAAAUACUGUUUUCCAUCUUAUUUAGGUAAUUCACUUAAAUAUAAUAAAGGUUCAUUAUGGAGCCAAACAAACUACAUUGGCCAUGUAUUAAAUAGUUGUAUAUUUUCAGUUCUUUUCCAACUGAUUUCAGCAUUCUCUUUCAAUCUAUUGUCUGAUUUUCUAGCAGACAGAAAUUAUUGUUUCCAGUUGCUUAUAAAAUGAUUUUCCUUUACAUUCUUAUCAUGAGCCCUAUUUUAAGCAUUGGGUGUGAUCAUUUACGGGAGAAAUGCUUUGAGUCAUGAUUUAAAAGUGCUGUAAUAUUUUGUCUACUCAUUAAAACAAAUGAUAAUCCCUCAGGGGAGAGGGGGGAAAAAGAUGUUUUCAUGAAUUACAAAGCCAUUUUACCAUUUGCUUUAAAAAAGAUCUGGAUCCAUAUUUCUGAGGAAAAGGACGUUCUCAGGUGAUAUUUUUUUUUUUCUUCAUGCUUUUGGUAUGCAUUUUAAAGAAUAAUAUAUAUUUCUUCAAUAAUAGUCACCUUCUAUAAGAUGCCAUGUAAGAAGUUGUGGAACACUAGAAGAAAAAGCUAAAGCGGCCAAAUUUCUAUUGAACUCUUCAGCCCAUUAUGACAUUCCUGUGGGAUGUGACAUUCCAUGAAAAGGGUAAGGAGGCUGCAGGCUCUCCUGUAACUAUGUCGUUGGAAGGGAUUUCACGUGUGGAGGAGAGGAUGCUUUAAAAUGAACGGGCUCCUCACCCCACGUUUUCGGUGCCUCACCGUGACUUGUGAGAGAGCCUGCUCAGAGUUGAAGCUGAGCUAAAAGACCACACGUAUAGUCAGGUGAUACAUAGGAGCAAAGGAGAAGGGAAAAUCAUACGUGAAUUUCCUGGUGUUAGUUCAUUUUCACCGUAAGAUUUUCACUUAUGUAAAAGAGGUGCCAGAAAAGUGAACUUUCUGAAUAUGAGUUUUUAAGAAUGCCAAACCGUAUUUUUUUUUUUUUCCAUUCUUCUUUGGAAAUCAUUGCCUUUGCCUAGAAGUGAAAUUCAGGGACCAUGAAUCAUUUUCAGUGGAAGGGCUUCCUAGUCUGUGGGAUCUGAGGUGAUUUUUACUUUAUUGUGCUUUUAUUAAAAUCCUUUUGUUUGUAAACUUUUAGUAUUUGUUUGGUCUUCUUUUGCUUUAAACUUUUAAAUUGACCUUAGAAAAGCCUGAAUGCUUGUGUGUGACAUUUGACCGAGAUGGUUUGCGGCCGCCUGUGGAUGCCGGAAGACAGGUGGUCGGCUUCAGCAAUAUCCAGUUUUCAUCCAUUGCACUUGGUGCAGAAUGUUGAGGAAGGGUGAACACUGUUGUUUUAGGAAAGCACAGAGAAACCUGGAGAGGCAGUUUGGCUCAGGUAGCUACACAUCCUUGUAUGUCAUUUUUUUUUCUUUGAAGCUGUCUAUAAGGAAAUGCAGCCAGCCCCAACCACUACUUACAUUCCCAGAUAACCAAGAAGUAGAUAGAUUUUUCAUGGCCUUGCCUUAGUCAGAGGCCCUUUUCUCUUUUCUUGUACCCAGGUGUGGGUGAAAUUGGAAAUAAGUAGUCUGUUGAAAAUCAGUUCCUGACAGAGCAAAGUUUGCUUUCAUAAUUGCAGCAAAAGAAGUCAGGUCACCAAGUCAGUGCUGCAUGUGUGUACUGUAUUAUUUUCAGAAAAAAAAAAAGUCU
Messenger RNA from Dama dama (fallow deer), 6530 nucleotides. It is a transcript of the gene SASH1, whose product is annotated as SAM and SH3 domain containing 1. Gene Ontology annotation, molecular function: protein binding. Bases 16 to 3771 code for a protein of 1251 amino acids. The transcript is spliced from 21 exons. The record is from RefSeq and is a predicted model, not a curated record. NCBI's taxonomy places the organism in Eukaryota, Metazoa, Chordata, Mammalia, Artiodactyla, Cervidae.